Messenger RNA from Biomphalaria glabrata, 912 nucleotides. Its product is annotated as immediate early response 3-interacting protein 1-like. Gene Ontology annotation, cellular component: endoplasmic reticulum membrane; COPII-coated ER to Golgi transport vesicle; Golgi membrane. Bases 143 to 388 code for a protein of 81 amino acids. Gene Ontology annotation, biological process: endoplasmic reticulum to Golgi vesicle-mediated transport. The record is from RefSeq and is a predicted model, not a curated record. The transcript has 3 exons. NCBI's taxonomy places the organism in Eukaryota, Metazoa, Mollusca, Gastropoda, Planorbidae.
AGAUUCUAUGUCACAAAAAUCAUACGGAACCGUAGCUGUGUUCUUUCCUCUAAUGGUUAACGCCCCUUAAGAGCUUCCGGUGCCAACAACUCUAUCUCUUGAGAUAAAAAUUGAAUGUAAAAUACGUAACCCGAAAAAAAACAUGGCAUUUGGCUUAUAUUCUCUUAUCGAAGCAGCUAUCUUAUGCUUAAAUGCUGUGUGUAUUUUGCACGAGGAAAGAUUUUUAGCAAAAAUUGGCUGGGGAGCAGAGCAACAUAGUGGCUUUGGUGAGGCUCCUGGAGUGAAGUCACAAAUACUCAACUUGAUCAGAUCUAUAAGGACUGUAAUGAGAUUUCCACUUAUAGGCGUUAAUGUUGCAACAAUAAUUUUGAAACUUCUCUUUGGAUGACAAGAAAUGAAAACGGUGAUAAAAUCAUCAAAGACAUACAAAUCAAGAUUUAGGUAUUUCAUUCACUUUGUAGUAAAAAUGUAUCAAUUUGUUUAUAAAUUGACUUAUAGUAAACAGUGGGGUAUUAGUAAUAGACUGUCUGAUAGAAAACUUAAAAUUGUUGAAGAUGUCAAAGAAUUUAUGUGGAAGUCUAAUAUUCCUGUGUUGACUCUGCCAUGUAAAAAUAACAUUGGCCUAAUUUUUUGUGUAGGCUAAAAAUGUAAAUACUUGGAAAUGUCAAGUAAAUAUGUUCUUAUGUGUAUUACUGACUGAUUGAAAUUGCUUGAUGUCAUUUUGGAAAGGUUGCUUAUAUUAUGUGCCUUUUGUAGCUUGAAAUCUGUUAUGAAUAACUGCUUAGACUUUUGACUUCAUACACACCACUAAACUCACUCAUUGACUGCAUGUGUACAUGAAUGUUUAUUGUACGAUUCUUCUAUACACCAUGAGAUACCAUGUGAAAAAUGGAAAUAAAUUGGUAAAUAUCA